Nannospalax galili (Upper Galilee mountains blind mole rat) is the source of this 2318-nucleotide messenger RNA. It is a transcript of the gene Hoga1, whose product is annotated as 4-hydroxy-2-oxoglutarate aldolase 1. The record is from RefSeq and is a predicted model, not a curated record. The transcript has 7 exons. Lineage: Eukaryota; Metazoa; Chordata; Mammalia; Rodentia; Spalacidae. Gene Ontology annotation, molecular function: 4-hydroxy-tetrahydrodipicolinate synthase activity; N-acetylneuraminate lyase activity. Gene Ontology annotation, biological process: N-acetylneuraminate catabolic process. The coding region runs from base 54 to 1019 and encodes 321 amino acids.
CCAAACAGCUUCCCUCUGGCCACAGACAGCUGGGCCUCGGGCCUCCCGCAGAGAUGCUGGGCCCCCAAGUCUGGGCCUCUGUGAGGAAGGGGCUGAGUAGGGGCUUGUCCAGGAACGUCAAGGGGAAGAAGGUGGACAUUGCGGGCAUCUAUCCCCCGGUGACCACCCCCUUCACGGCCACAGCAGAGGUAGACUAUGGGAAACUGGAGGAGAACCUGAACAAACUAAGCACCUUCCCCUUCCGAGGCUUCCUGGUCCAGGGCUCCACUGGAGAAUUUCCGUUCCUGACCAGCCUCGAGCGUCUGGAGGUGGUGAGCCGCGUGCGCCAGGCCAUACCCAAGGACAAACUCCUGAUAGCUGGCUCUGGCUGCGAGUCCACUCAAGCCACGGUAGAGAUGACUGUCAGCAUGGCACAGGUAGGCGCUGAUGCGGUCAUGGUCGUGACGCCUUCCUACUAUCGUGGUCGCAUGAACAGCGCUGCCCUCAUUCACCACUAUACCAAGGUUGCUGACCUCUCUCCAAUCCCUGUGGUGCUGUACAGUGUCCCAGCUAACACGGGACUGGAUCUGCCUGUGGAUGCGGUGAUCACAUUGUCCCAGCACCCGAAUAUCGUAGGCAUGAAGGACAGUGGUGGUGAUGUGACCAGGAUCGGCCUGAUUGUUCACAAGACCAGCAAGCAGGAAUUCCAGGUGUUGGCUGGGUCAGCCGGCUUCCUGCUGGCCAGCUACGCUGUGGGAGGUGUUGGGGGCAUGUGUUCCCUGGCCAAUGUCCUGGGGGCCCAGGUGUGCCAGCUGGAGCGACUCUGCCUCACAGGGCAGUGGGAAGCUGCCCAGAAGCUGCAGCACCGCCUCAUUGAACCCAACUCUGCGGUGACCCGGCGCUUUGGGAUCCCCGGGCUGAAGAAAACUAUGGACUGGUUUGGCCUCUAUGGAGGCCCCUGCCGCGCACCCUUGCAGAAGCUGAGCCCCACUGAGGAGGAGGCACUGCGCAUGGAUUUCAGCAACAAUGGCUGGCUCUGAUGACAAACAGGGGACACCUGGCCUGAGCUAUCUGGGACUCUUAUUCCCACAACUUGAAGAGGAUUAGGAAUUAGGGGCUUCUUUUCCACUCCAUUCCAGGUGGCUUUCAGCUCUUCUCACAGCCUGUGACUUCUCACAUAUGUGUCCUAGACACUGAGUCUCUAGAGACCUUCAACUGGAAAGGAGCAAUUUCUUGUCUCUUUACUGUGGGUGCUUUCCUCUGCCCUAAGGGGAAGGAUGGGGGUGCAGCUAGAAACUAAUGAAAUUGGUUACUGAAGGGACCACUACAUCAGACUUGGAGCUAGACAUCUGAAUCAGCAUGAUAUGGCUGGAAGCAGAGCUACUCCUAAGAACCCACAUUUGACCCCAGCAGCAGCUUAGGAAACCUGAUCAGGGAAGUAUCACUAGUCUUUGAAAGGCCUCCAAGCUGCAUUCCAGCCACCAAACCCUUUCAUAAAUCUACUCUAACUCAUCUCAUAUUCUUGCCUCUAGCUUUGAUCCCCCACCGAGUGACCAGUACAGGCCAGUGGCUUGUCAAACUGGUAAAUAAUGACACCUGGUGGAUAGACAACCUGACUACAUUCUAGACUAUUCGGACCAGUCCAGGUCUGAAACUUGGGGACUUGGACUGAGACAGGAUCAUCCUCUUGUCUACAAGGCAUUCUCUUUUAUUGUUUAAAAUUUUUACUUUAUUACUAUAAUAAAGUUUAAUGAAUGAAACAUGCCUAUGUACUAGAGUUCCUAGCCAGAUGCCAAGAACCUUCCCAAAGGCAGUAGAGCUCCCAGGGUUGGCCUUUUCUCACCACUGAGGCCUCAGCAAUGCUGAGCAAACAGCCAUUAGAAGAGUGGUGCCUAGGACAGUUUAAUGUUUUUUAUUAUGUGCGCACAUACACAUGUAUACAUAUGUAGGAAGCUAUGAUUGCCCGUGUAAGUCUGUCAGUGGAUCUCAAGUUGUCUUUUUGGUCAGACUGGCUGUCACGCAAGCUCCCAAGAUCUGCCUGCCUCUACCUCCCAGCAAUGGGGUUGCAGGCAUGCACACAACACCUGGCUUUUUAUGAAGGUGCUAGAGAUUGAACCCAGGUCUUUGUGUGUGUGUGUGUGUGUGUGUGUAGCAAGCUCUUUGCCUGUGCUAUCUCCUCAGUACGGUUUUGUAGGUUGUUUUCUUAUUCUGUCUGAGACAGUCUCCCUGUAGCCCCACCUGGCAUAAAACUCAGUAUGUAAGACCAGGCUUGACCUCAAUUUCACAGAGAUGUGCCUGCCUCUGCCUCCCAGUGUGGGGAUUAAAGGUGUAUGCCACUA